AUGUCAGUAGUCGGCUUCGAUCUUGGCAACUUCACUUCUUAUAUUGCUAUAGCGCGGCAAGGAGGGAUUGAAGUGCUGACGAAUGAGUACUCAUUACAUGCUACUCCAAGCUGUGUAGCAUUUGGUCCUCAAAGUAGGUGUAUGGGUGUCGCUGCUCGGCAGCAGGCCAACACCAAUGUCAAAAAUACUAUAUUCAAUGUAAAACAGUUGAUUGGUAGGAAGUUCAGCGACCCUAUUAGUAAGCAUUUCUUGGAGUGGAUUGCUUGCGACACUGUUCAGUCAUCUGAUGAUAGUAUUGGUAUAAUGGUGAAUUACCGUGGCGAAAAGCGGGUUUUUACGCCUGAGCAAAUUACUGCAAUGAUGCUUGUCAAGUUGAAAGAGAUUACGCAGGCUGGCGUAAAGGAAUUGGCUAGAGUUCCAUUCUAUUACACGGAUGUGCAGCGUCAAGCUCUUUUAUGCGCUAUAAAACUUGCUGGUCUCAAUAGCCUUCGCAUUGUUAAUGAGACAACAGCUAUCGCAUUGGCAUACGGAAUUUAUAAGCAUGAUUUGCCGGAAUCAAGCUCGCCGCCAAAACAUGUGGUUUUUGUUGAUGUUGGUCAUUCUGCGUGCCAAGCUGCUUUGGUUGCGCUUCAUCGUGACAAACUUGUUGUUUUAAACCAAGUUUAUGAUUUCGGCUGCAGUGGGAUGCUUUUUGAUGCAGCGAUUCGGGAGCACUUCAGAAAGAUUUUUAUAGAUGAAAAGAAAGUUGAUGCAAAAUCUACUCCUCGCUCAUGGCUGCGCCUUUUGGAUGAAUGCGAAAAGUUAAAAAAAAUGAUGUCGGCUAAUAGCAAUCCCUUACAACUUAAUGUGGAAUGUUUGAUGGGUGAUCUUGAUGUUACUGGGACAAUGCAACGGUCUGAGUUUGAGGUAUUAAUCGAGCCGCAGUUGGAGAGCUUGAGGAAAAUGUUGAUUAAUUUACUAAGCUCUGUUGGACUGAAGGCUGAGGACGUUGAUGAAGUUGAAAUUGUUGGAGGUUCAUCGCGAGUACCAGCCGUGAAGAAAGUUAUUGCGGAUGUUUUCAGGAAAGAUCCAAAAACAACAAUGAAUCAGGAUGAGGCUGUCGCUCGUGGAGCUGCAAUGAUGUGUGCAAUUAUGUCUCCUGUGUUCCGAGUGAAAGAGUUUUCGGUUAAAGAAGCAUAUCCGUAUCAGAUAAAACUUUCUUGGGAAGAAAACAACAUCUUUGAAGAAAGAGACGAGUUUCCGUUUUCUAAAAUGAUUAAUUUGUAUCGUGAUAAGCCGUUCAAGUUGUUUGCGGAGUAUGGUUCCCGUGAAAUACCACACUCAGUUCGACAAAUUGGGACAUGGCUAGUGAGAAAUCCACCUAACUAUGAUUGGAACGGUAAAAAACAAAUAAAAGUCAAAGUCAGGGUCACUCGAGACGGAGUUUUUUCAGUCUGCUCUGCUGCAGCCUACGACGAAGUUGAAGUAAAAGGAGGGGAGGUAAUGGAACUUUACACAGCUGCUGGUGAACCGAUGGAAACUGACGCACCUAAAGAAAGUAAUAAUGAAAUGCAGGCGAGUGACCGAAGAGAAAAAGAGAAAGCAGAUGCAAAGAAUUCUUUGGAGGAAUAUAUAUAUUACAUGCGGGAUAAGUUAUCUGGCGACUUCUCCAACUUUAUUGAUGCUGACAGUUUCCGACAGCAGUUAACGCAGUCAGAGGAUUGGCUUUAUAGUGAUGGAGAAGAUGCAGAAAAGCAGGCAUACGAGGAAAAAUUAGCAGUUUUGAAAAAGGUUGGAGACCCUGUUCAGGAGAGACACAGAGAAUUUGAAAAAAGAGGCGCGGCUUUUGACAAUUUUGAUCGCCUUCUUCUGAGGACUCGGAAGGCUUAUGAUGCUUACUGUAAGGGUGAUCCACAGUACUCGCAUUUGGACUCAAAAGACAUGGAGAAAGUAAUUAAUGCUUACGAAGAGAAGAAGAAAUGGUUAGAUGAGCAGAGAGGUAAGCAAGAACGUCGUCCUUUGACUGAAGCACCGAUUAUUUUUCGUGCCACUAUUUUGCAGAAAUUUGAUUCCAUUGUGACUCCGAUUCUGAAUAAGCCAAAGCCAACUCCUCCUCCACCGAAGGAAGAGAAGAAAGAUACGGGUGGGGAAAAGAAGAACGGAAAGGAUGGCAAAGAAACGAAUGCCGCCAACACUGCUGGCACAGAACAAUCCCAACCUCAGCCCGCACCUGCAGAUAAUAACGCAUCAAUGGAAGUAGACUGA
Enterobius vermicularis (human pinworm) is the source of this 2244-nucleotide messenger RNA. The record is from the annotation of a GenBank genome assembly. Lineage: Eukaryota; Metazoa; Nematoda; Chromadorea; Rhabditida; Oxyuridae.